AUGUUGAACGCUUCAUGGCGACCCUGGGUCGCCCUUCUAAUUCUUCUCUUUUUUGCUGUCAGACCCACUGCCGCCUUUGGUGCUGGCAAUAUUGCUUCGAUUUCAAAAAUCGAAGGCAAGAACUUCCGCCAUGGGGAUAUCGAAGAUAUCCUCAAGGCUCUUCUUUUUCUCAAAGGUGGGAAGUGGACUAGCAAGCAGGUCAAGAGAGUAUACUUCGGAAACUGGCUACGGGACUACUCUCAAGCACUAGAUGUUGGGACCCUGAAAGGAGCGCCAGCUGGAACUAUUCGUGUUCUAGUCGCUGUCCUUGCUUUCCUAUCUUUUGGUUACGCUACGGAGGAAUUUGAGGUUACCGACCAACGUUUGGGUGUAUAUCGCCCAGAAGAGCAUAUCGACAACCCUAAAAACUACGCUGACAACCUUGACGCCCGUGCAUAUGACCCGAGGCUUCGCCCACCAGUGGUCCCCGUUGAGCUUGCCGUCGACCCAGAGACCGGCAUGAAGAAUUAUAUCGCCAAUGAGCGUGGUGGUUGGGCCACUUCUGCAGGAUAUAUCAAAUAUUCUCUGGAUCGGUCUAUCCACUUUGGCAGGAUGUACACAUCGGGUGCUGAGGGGCUGAAAGGCAAUAAGGAGGAUUUAUGUGAGGCUCUGAGGUGCCUUGGACAGGCCUUGCAUACCAUGGAGGACUUCAGUGCCCACAGCAAUUAUUGUGAAUUGGUUUUAAAAGAACUAGGCAUCGAUGCAUUCCCACAUGUCGGUACCUCUUCUCAUAUCACCCUCACCAAUGGAAGGAGAGUCUUCCCGCUUGUUACAGGAACCUUUGGGUCCACUGACUUCCUUCACAGUGUCCUCGGAGAAGCCCAGGAUAAAUUGACACAGAAUGAGCUCGAAGAAUUGGAUCUAGCUAUGGCCGAGGCCCAAGAAGAUGAUAAGAAGCGUACUAGCUCUAGCUCAGGUACCAGGGGCUUUGGGAGUAGUGGAGGGGGUAGUAGUGACAGCGAAAUCCUGAAGGCAUUGCUUUCCCAAAUACCUGGAACUCAAGGACUCGGUGACGAGUGUAGCCGUCUACAAGCAGACGCAGACGCACAAAGGUUCGCAAACAUGGAUAUUGGUGGGGGCACUCGUGCUGGAUAUGGCAGCUCUCAUGGCGGUAGCUCUUAUGGUGGCAGUUCUUAUGGUGGCGGAGGAGGCAGUGUGAGCGACAAGAUCGGUGCCUACAACCCCGAACAACUUAUGCAACGUGUAUGGCCGAUUCUCCAAUUCCGAGACCGAGUCUUUCGCGCAAUAGAAUCUGCGAUUGAGAAGGUUCCGGGGCUCGUUGAUGUUGUUGAGAAGAUCUCUGAGCUCCUCUCCGUCUUCAUCUUCAGCUUGCUUGCCCCAAUCUUAAGACCAGUUAUCGAGCAGGUUGCCCUGGAGCUUAAAAAGGGAUCAAAUGGCGUCCUUGAUGCCUCAGCGCAUGCGCAAUUCGAGCCUUGGAAUGAUCCCUUCUGUACUGAUCCAACCCACUCCCUUCUUUCGAAAGAUCAUUUCUCCAACAGGCUCAACGAACCGGCGGGCCUGAUAGCUCAAGCUGUCGUUAAAUAUGUUGUGCCACGUAUCGUUUUCGCCUGGGAAAACCCCAAUACUCCAGUCACAAUGGUUCUCGACGAUGUUGUCCGAGUUUUCCAUCAUCCUGCUUGCCGUGACCCGAGGCUUGAGUUGCACACCAGCAUGUUCAAAGCGGUCCAAGAUUGGGUCAAUAGACUGCCUGAUAAGGGUAGUAGACUCAAUGUUUGGUUAAGUUCUGAAGGCGUCCGCACCGGGAAAAACCAUACUGAUGGUGUUAUCGGUGGGGGUCAUGAUGGUGGCCAUGGAAAGGUUCACGGUAGCGAUCUCGACAAAGCUGGAGGUCGAGUGAAGAAAAAGAAGAAAGGUGAUACAUCAAAUCUCGACCCCUUCGCGCAGCUCGCCGGCGCUGUUGGAGGACAACCUUUGCAGAAUAUCAUUGGAUCCCUGUUAGGGGGAGGCGCCGCAGCAGGCCUUGCAUCUGAGUACUCUGGAAAGUCAAGUAAGAAGGAUAAAUACAAAGAUUACGACUAUGAUUAUGCAGGUUCAGAGAAGAAAGAAAAAAAGAAGGACAAGUACGAUGACUAUGAUCGUGAUCGGCGUGAGAAGAAGUCGAAGGAUUACGACUAUGAAAGAUCGGAGAAGAAGAAGCACAAGUCCUCGAAGGAUAAAAAGGAAAAAGUCAAGGAUGACGACUACUAUCGACGUAAAGCCGAGCGGAGAGCUAGGAAAGAGCGAGAGCGUGAGGAGGGAUAUGGAGAGAGGAAGCAAAAACAUAAACACAGAUCUAGGGCGGCUGAUGGGGAAGGAGAAGAAGAUUCUGAUUCUGAUAGCGACGAUUCAGCCCUAGCAUUUGAGGAAAGGCCGAGAAAGGAUCGCCGCAAGUCACGCUCCUCGAAAGAUAGAGACUACGAUGAACCUUAUAAGUCAAGCAGGGCCUUGGAGGAAGAGGGCGAUUACUCGUCUCAUCGUGGCUACGAGCAACCCUCCUAUUCUAGAGAUCUUCAAGGAAGCGGAUACGGAUAUGCACCACAGCCAACAGCUGGUCCGGGGUACUACGGCGGAGAAAGUGGAGGCUAUGGUGCACCCGCUCAUGGCGGGUACGAACACCAGGGCUACGGCUCUAUGCCUGGGGGGUUCCCAAGCGAGCAAAGCCACCAUGGCGCCCCAUACCCUACAGGGAAUGCUCAGCCUUUUAAUUUCGGGAGCGGUUACGUUAUCGGGUCUGAUGGGCAAGUUGGGCGUGAUCGAGAUUACGACCAUGACUACACGAGUGGAAGAGAUCGAGAUAUUAACUAUCCUGAUGAAUCUGCUUACGGCGCUCCUCCCCCACCUCAAGAUUUUGGAUACGUUUCAGGUGGGUAUGGUGAUUAUAGUGGCGGCGCCAGCGGCGGAGGCGGUGGCGGCGGAGGGUACACCGGCAGUGGCUAUUCUGGCCACGAGCAUAGAUACGGUUAUUAG
Molecule: messenger RNA, 3006 nt
Organism: Orbilia oligospora ATCC 24927
Lineage: Eukaryota; Fungi; Ascomycota; Orbiliomycetes; Orbiliales; Orbiliaceae
Exons: 8
Coding region: 1-3006 (1001 amino acids)
Source: RefSeq, a predicted model, not a curated record